AUGGAAGCUAUGGAGAUUGAAUCAGUUCACGUGGAUUCAGAGGAAUUGACAUCUGCUGAUUUGUAUCAUGCUUGCGAAAGCAAUAAUAUUGAACAAGUGAUGCGUUAUAUUGAAUCAGCAAAUAUUAAUGAUAUAAUUAAUAAAAAAUUGCAUCCAAGUGGAAGUACUGCCCUACAUAUUGCUGCGCGCAAAGGACAUAAUGAGAUUGUAAAAUUAUUAUUGAAAAACAAUGCAUUCCGUUCAACAACAAAUAACUACGGUUUAACACCAAUUGAGGAAGCUCGAACUGAAGAGACGCGAGAUCUUUUCCGACGAAUAAAUACUAGGCAUUCAUUUAUGGGAAAUCUAGAUGAUGCUGUUAUUGAAUGGGUAACUGCAGAUUCUGACUUAGUAAAAGAAUGUAAUCACUUCAGAAACGGUACGGAUUCGUUGAAAAGAUAUGACUAUUUAGCAACACGAGAACUAUUAGUUGAAAUCAUCAGUUAUUAUAUUAAAGAUUAUCUGGUACAAAGCGAAGGCUUGCUUGAUACAGAGAUAAAAGAGAUUGAAUAUAACUUUACAGAAGCACUUCACCAACGAGAUAUUAUUCACUAUCUUAUUAAAGCUUAUACAUCAUCAACAGCAAACUUUUAUAACAUUCUUAAUAAACAUUUAGCAAAGUACUGGAUGGAUUAUUUCGAUGAGAAGAUUAACUUUAGACCUAAUUAUCGACUCAUCAGUUGUCUAAAAAACAUUGUAGCUCUACUCAUACAUCAUCCAGAUUUUAUCAAUCAUCAUUUCAUCGGAACAACAUAUCGAAGAAUGUUAAUGACUGAAAACGAUCUUGCAAAGUAUCAAACUGGUAGUCAAAUAAUGAAUCUAACGUUUCUAUCUACAUCAAAAAGAAUACCAGUUGCAGAGUUCUUUGCUGGGGAAGGACAACAAAAUAGUUUUUGGAAGACAUCCGAUAGAACACACAUUCAAAUACCAGUAGUUUGUCAAUACAAGAUCAAAAAUACCCGCACGGCUGUCGACAUUGAUUCAAUGUGGAUUAGUUUAGAUGAGCAAGAAGUAUUAAUUACGCCAUUUGCAGCAUUUAACGUUACUAAUGUGAAACGGCAUGAUUCAUCGACUAAUUCAUCCGUUUUAGUUGAAAUAGAGUUAGAAGAAUAUGAAUAUGAGCUUGAUUUACCUCGAACGUUUUAUGACACCCUUGCAUUGAAAUUACCGCAGGGAGUUAUUAAAGACGAAGAUCAACUCGGUCGAAAAAUUAACAAUGAUUAUUCUAUAGUUUGCUACGGAGUUCAUGUCAGUUUGUCAACUAUUUCAACGUUACCUGAUGUUAUUUAUAUCGAUGACGACGAUGAAUGUAAAUGUAUCGCACAAAUUAACUUGAUCAACAAUAAAAAGGUGUGCUUAAUGAUUACACUGAACUUUAGUGAAUACGUUAUUCCGCUUAUACACGAACAACAGCACAUACAAUUUAUUUACAUCUAUCAAGAUUAUCAGGAUAAGUUCGAGAAAAACCAAAAAUGGAUGAAAAGUUAUCGAAAAAUUCGUAGUUUAUUCAUCAUAAAAGACGAUCUAAUUACUGCAUUGAACAAGGACAUCGAACCGUAUCCUAAUGUGAUGGUACACGCGGAUGCAAUAUUCAGACAGAAAAUAGUGACUGAUACACGUGAAUUUUCCAUCAGUACCGCUGUGACUAUGCCACUGAUGGCUAUUUAUCAAAAGUAUGUCUCUAAUGAUACUACUAAAGAACAAAAAGAAUAUAUAUAUUACUACUUUUUAACAAAAAUUAUACUGACACAAAAAUUAGAAAUGAAUGAUCAAAAUAUCGAACUGAUACAGGACAAUUUAUUUGCACCAAAAAAUUUAUAUUUGAUACAUGAGACAUUGAAUAAUGCUUAUAAGUCAAGAAACAUUAAUAAAUUAUUAACAAAUCAACGAUUAAUCUGUCAUGUCAGUCAACAAUUAGUAGACUCAUCUUCACGGUUCUAUACGUAUCGAACUCAGUUUUUCACUUCAAAUGAAUUGCAACUGUUGCAAGAUAAUAUUGGCGCGCUCCUUUCGUUCUAUUCAUUUCUAAUAACAACCAAAUCAUAUCAAUCGGCUCAUACAAUUGCUAGAAAUUAUCGUCAUGAUGACAACCUUGAAUCAGUUUUAUUUGAAAUUGACAUAAGUAAUGUUGAUAUGAAAUAUGCUUGUAUUGAUUCGAACGAUAAUGAUAUAAUUAUGCUACCAAUUGGAACAAUAUUUCGAAUUCGGACGAUAAAACAAUAUUUUAAUCAAAUUUGGCAUAUAGAAUUAAUACUGGACAAUAAAGUAUUACAAGAAUCACAAUUAUUGACAGAAUAUUUUGAAUCUACAAUUGGUAAUUCAAUAACUUUUUCGACAUUUGGUACUUUGUUGUCGAUACUGGGAGAAUAUAACCAAGCCCAACAGUAUUACGAUGAGAUCAUUGACAUUCAGCAAUCAAACAACGAUUCACCACUUCUGGGCUGUAUUUAUAAUAAUCUCGCUCUUAUCCAAAGCAUAAAAGGUAAUGUAGAAAAAGCAAUGAAUAAUUAUCAGCUUGCACUUCAGUGGCUACAAUCACAUACAAUAACUGAUGUUCUAAACAGUUCUCGCCCUAAUACCAUAGUUAGCCGAACUGUGGCAAAUGACAAUUUACAAAUGCAAUAUCUAUCAGCUGAUGACAAAGCGGAUAAUCUAUCAGCUAUUUAUGGUAAUAUUGCAACUGCAUAUCAACGUGAUAAUAAAUACAAUUUAGCCUUAAAAUAUUAUCGGACAGCUAUUGAUUCAACUUCAGAUGAGGAAUCUAUUGAAAUGUAUGAAAAUAAUAUGGUAUCAGUUUUAACCAAACAAGUGCAACAAGUAACAUAA
This is a messenger RNA of Didymodactylos carnosus, 2865 nucleotides long. The record is from the annotation of a GenBank genome assembly. Lineage: Eukaryota; Metazoa; Rotifera; Eurotatoria; Philodinida; Philodinidae.